This is a messenger RNA of Aptenodytes forsteri (emperor penguin), 2644 nucleotides long. It is a transcript of the gene BMAL1, whose product is annotated as aryl hydrocarbon receptor nuclear translocator like. Gene Ontology annotation, biological process: circadian rhythm; regulation of transcription by RNA polymerase II. The transcript is spliced from 19 exons. The record is from RefSeq and is a predicted model, not a curated record. NCBI's taxonomy places the organism in Eukaryota, Metazoa, Chordata, Aves, Sphenisciformes, Spheniscidae. Gene Ontology annotation, cellular component: transcription regulator complex; cytoplasm; aryl hydrocarbon receptor complex. Gene Ontology annotation, molecular function: protein dimerization activity; RNA polymerase II cis-regulatory region sequence-specific DNA binding; DNA-binding transcription factor activity, RNA polymerase II-specific.
GCAAUGUCGGGCUUGUUCCUCCUCCCAGGUUUGAGUUAGCCUCCUCAGGGAUAUGGAGGCUGAGGUUUUUGAAAGUACUUGACUAACAGAAUAUGAGGCAUGGAAGAGUUUUAAGGUGAUCAACUGCUUCAGGCUGAGCAUCAUCAUCUUUCCCCAGGUUGAUCUAGGCUUCUAAGACAGGCUUUCAGACAAUCCAAUGGCAGACCAAAGGAUGGACAUAUCUUCUACAAUUAGUGACUUUAUGUCACCAGACCCUGCUGACUUGAUCUCCAGUUCUCUUAGCACUUCAGGAAUGGAUUGUAAUAGGAAAAGAAAGGGAAGCUCUACCGAUUAUCAACUUGAUGGCUUUCCUUUCAGGGAAGGUAUGGAUACAGAUAAAGAUGACCAACAUGGAAGAUUGGAGUAUACAGACCAACAAGGCAGAAUAAAAAAUGCAAGGGAGGCUCAUAGUCAAAUUGAAAAAAGGCGUAGAGAUAAAAUGAACAGUUUUAUAGAUGAACUGGCAUCUUUGGUACCAACGUGCAACGCGAUGUCUCGAAAGCUAGAUAAACUCACUGUAUUGAGAAUGGCUGUCCAGCAUUUGAAAACACUACGUGGUGCUACAAACCCAUAUACAGAAGCAAACUAUAAGCCUGCUUUUCUAUCAGAUGAUGAAUUAAAACAUCUUAUUCUCAGGGUACGUUUCAGCUUUUAAUUAAGAGGUAUUAAUGGCUCUGUCCUACUGUUUGUUUCAGAAUCUGUCUUCAAGAUCCUCAACUACAGUCAGAAUGAUUUGAUUGGUCAAAGUUUAUUUGAUUACCUUCAUCCUAAAGACAUUGCCAAAGUGAAGGAGCAGCUCUCUUCUUCUGAUACUGCGCCACGAGAAAGGCUUAUAGAUGCAAAAACUGGACUCCCAGUUAAAACUGAUAUAACACCUGGGCCAUCGCGACUAUGUUCUGGAGCAAGACGGUCCUUUUUUUGUAGGAUGAAGUGCAAUAGACCUUCAGUGAAAGUAGAAGACAAGGAUUUUCCAUCAACCUGUUCAAAGAAGAAAGCAGACCGCAAAAGCUUUUGCACUAUUCAUAGUACAGGAUAUUUAAAAAGCUGGCCGCCAACAAAAAUGGGACUAGAUGAAGAUAAUGAACCAGAUAAUGAGGGUUGUAAUUUAAGCUGUCUUGUUGCAAUUGGACGGCUGCAUCCUCAUGUAGUACCACAGCCAGUCAACGGUGAGAUCAGGGUGAAACCUACAGAAUAUGUUUCUCGACAUGCAAUAGACGGGAAAUUUGUUUUUGUAGAUCAGAGGGCAACAGCCAUUCUGGCAUACUUACCCCAGGAACUUCUAGGUACUUCGUGUUAUGAAUAUUUUCAUCAAGAUGAUAUAGGACAUCUUGCAGAAUGUCAUAGACAAGUUUUGCAGACAAGAGAAAAAAUUACAACUAACUGCUACAAGUUUAAAAUAAAAGAUGGCUCUUUUAUUACAUUGCGGAGUCGCUGGUUCAGUUUCAUGAACCCUUGGACCAAAGAAGUAGAAUACAUUGUCUCAACAAAUACAGUCGUUUCCACCAACGUACUUGAUAGUGGAGACGCAGCCUUUCCACAGCUUGCGGCUUCUCCACACAGCAUGGACAGUGUGCUUCAGGCUGGAGAAGGUGGCCCAAAAAGGACCCAUCCUACUGUGCCUGGAAUUCCAGGUGGAACAAGAGCUGGGGCAGGUAAAAUAGGGAGGAUGAUUGCUGAAGAAAUCAUGGAGAUUCACAGGAUAAGAGGAUCAUCACCUUCCAGCUGUGGUUCAAGUCCACUGAACAUUACCAGCACACCACCACCUGACACAUCCUCCCCAGGAGGCAAGAAGAUCUUGAAUGGUGGCACUCCAGACAUUUCUUCAGCUGGGUUACUGUCUGGGCAAAUCCAAGAUAACUCUGGCUACCCGUAUUCUGACAACUCCUCUAUUCUUGGGGAGAACUCUCAUAUAGGCAUUGAUAUGAUUGACAAUGAUCAAGGAUCAAGCAGCCCUAGCAACGACGAAGCAGCAAUGGCAGUAAUAAUGAGCCUUCUUGAAGCAGAUGCAGGUCUUGGUGGCCCCGUAGACUUCAGUGAUUUGCCAUGGCCCUUGUAAAUGAUGCACCUGGCUUCAACAUCCAAAUAUCGAAGUGCAUUUAUUGGUGGAGUUCUACAGUCUGUGAAACUUUUUGGACUGAGAAGCUUUUAUGUCUGAAUUUCAUAAAAGCUGUAUCAGAAUGCAACUCAUCCUACCAUGUGUAACUUCAGACAAAGUGGAAUAACCUGCUACAGUGUUCUGUGUUGAUUUGGUUAGCUGUGUAUAGCUUGCGAUACUUGUAUAUUUUGGAUUCUGUUGUUUGAAAUUUUUUUUAAAUCACUGUGCAACUCACUGGCAUCAGUGGUAGCUUUUAUAUGCAAAUGACCAUUUCAGAUGUAUGGUGUGUUUUUACACUGCAAAACAGUCCCCAUGUGGAUAUUUCUUAUACUAAUUGUACCAUAAAGCUGUUUAUUCUUUCUUGUAAGAAUCCUUUACUAUAAAUAUUGUUAAAGUGUAAUGUAUUAGACAGUUAAAAAUUUUUAAAAUAAAUGUUUCCCUUGUUCUAAGAUGGAGCAUUUACUUUGAUAAAUAAAUUUGAUAAAACCCUGCUGAAGGUGCAUGCUAGAA